UCUCCUGCUGACUUGUUUUACUCAGCUGAGGCUGGAGCUUACUGGUAAAAAGGGAAUUUGAAUUCCGGUCUCAGUCGUCACUGAACGGGCGUAGUAUCCAGCACUCACCCCUUUGUUCGCUUAUUCCUCGACCUGAACACUGUUUUCAGCUGUUUUUGGCUCUUUUAACUGUUUUACAACUGAUGUCAACACCACAUUUUCUCAACAUGGACGAAUUAUCUCAGGGUGCUCAGAUGGAGGUCCAUAGGGAAUUCAUGGAAAGAAGAAUAAGGCACGACAGUGAGCAGUCGUCAUGCAGCGUGCCGGAGUAUAAUGACCUGGAGGCGGCCGAAGCCCUUGUCUGCAUGAGCUCCUGGUGUCAGGUGUAUCCAAGAAGCAGUGCCUUCAAACCUCGUCCUCUAACCCCAGCAUCCGAUUCCUGUGACUCCCUCCUGCAACCGGAACUUCCAGAGACUCCCAAAGACUUCGUCUCGCUCUCGUCAUUGUGUAUGACGCCGCCUCACAGUCCCAACUUUUCGGAGACCUCCACUACCCUGCCAGUUCCAAACUCCCCCUUAAGUCGACGAUGCUCAAGCGCCUACAGCUCCAGACUCCAGCGACCCAUCGCCGAGAUGUCUCCUCAGAUGUCUCCUCAGUUGUCUCCCGCUGCUGAGAAGCAGUCCUCCCUACCCUGCAGAGCAAUGGCAACCAGCGUCAUUCGUCACACGGCUGACAGCUCCCUCUACCAGAACAUUCCACAGACUGUCCACCACCAGAAUCCAGCCUCUACACAGUCGCAGCAACCACAGCAGCAACCAGCACAGCCUGAGGUACCUUCACCAGCCUCUUCGCCGCUCAUGCCGGUCGUCUUUCAAACAAACAGCAGCAGCAGCAUCCACUCUUUCGAUGACAAACCCUCUUCCAAAUCAUCUCCUUGCUCACCGCCUCCCACUUCCAGUCCACCAAUCAUAUGCCAGAUGUUUCCAGUCGCCCAACCGGGAGUCAUAUCUGCAGCAUUCAUCAGCGGGAGUCCGGUUCCAAGACCAAGUUCUGGAGUCAAGUCCAUUCUUCCACAGCCGCUCUUCAUGGGUUCACCGGUGGCUCAGGGCACGGUGAUGCUGGUGAUGCCCCAGACCUCAGUGUCUCAGAGUCCACAGUGUCCUCAGCAGACGGUCGUGACCUUAGGUAACACCAAGCUGCUGCCUCUAGCACCUGCCCCCGUCUACGUACCGUCAGGCCAGAGCAGCACCACGCAGGUGGACUUCUCACGCAGACGCAACUACGUCUGCAACUUCCCGGGCUGCAGAAAGACCUACUUCAAAAGCUCGCAUCUCAAAGCGCAUCUCAGGACUCACACAGGUGAGAAGCCCUUCAGCUGUAAUUGGGAAGGCUGUGAGAAAAAGUUUGCCCGAUCUGACGAGCUCUCUCGACACCGGAGAACACACACCGGAGAGAAGAAGUUCGUCUGCCCUGUUUGUGACAGAAGAUUCAUGCGCAGCGACCACCUCACCAAACACGCCCGCCGUCACAUGACCACCAAGAAGGUGCCUUCCUGGCAGACGGAGGUGAAGAACCUCAACAAGAUAACCACCACGGUAACCAAGGCCCCGCCCACAGCCUCCGCUCUGCCAAUCAGCAUGCUGUUACCUGCCACAAACUGAAUCUGAACGAAUCAGAGCUCACCUCCGGCUACACAGGGACUCUUAUUGGAGGACAAGGCUGCUAAUUAUCUCAUGGACGAUAAUAAUAAUAAUAAUAUUACAGAAACAUGCACUGGACUCUUUUUACUCUUCUUCUUAUUUUCUCUCUUCUGUUCUACGGCUCGUUUUUUGUAUACCCUGCGAUAAAUGCAACAUUCAUUUGUUAAUGUUUACUUGUGAUAAUGAUUCAUGCACUCUACAGCUCUGAAAAAAAAAACAUAAUAAUAAGAGACCACUUAUAAAAACCAUGAGUUUCUUUGAUUUUACCACAUUAAAAACCUCUGGAAUAUAAUAAUCAAGACAUCAAACCAAGCUGAACUGCUUAAAUUUAUGCACCAGGAGUAAAGGCAUAAUAUAAAGUUAUCCAAAAUCAGUGUGCAAAACUGGUGGAGGCCAAGUUUUAAUGCCACCAGGGUCAUUCCACCACAUAUUGAUUUCUGAACUCUUAAAACUUUUUUUUGUUAUUUCAGCUUCAUUUCUCAUUUUCUGCAAAUAAAUGCUCUAAAUGUUUUAUUUGAUUUUAUUUGAUUUUUUGAGAAAUGUCUGUAGUUUAUAGAAUAAAACAGCAAUGUUUAUUUUACUCAAACAUAAACCUAUAAAUAGCAAAAUCAGAGAAACUGAUUCAGAAAAUAAGGUGCUCUCUUAUUAUAUUUAUAAUUUUUUUCAGAGCUUCAUAUUUUGUUGCCAAAGUCUUUGUACAAAGUCUGUCUCAGAAUUUCAUCUGUGUUCUGUAUAUAUUUACGUGAAUACUCUUUUAGAAAGAAAUAUGUUAUGUUCUUUACUGCCUAAAUAAAAGAAUAUGUGUACAUAUAUAUAUAUAUAUAUAUAUAUAUAAACAACGUAUGAAUAAUUAUCAGCAAUGUGAUAAUAAUCAUAUUGUCUGUUAUCUUUUAUUUAAUACCCAUUUUUAGUAAAGAAUGAUGAAUGAAUACUCUA
Molecule: messenger RNA, 2615 nt
Organism: Astyanax mexicanus (Mexican tetra)
Lineage: Eukaryota; Metazoa; Chordata; Actinopteri; Characiformes; Acestrorhamphidae
Gene: klf11b
Product: Kruppel-like factor 11b
Exons: 4
Coding region: 183-1640 (485 amino acids)
Biological process (GO): regulation of transcription by RNA polymerase II
Molecular function (GO): RNA polymerase II cis-regulatory region sequence-specific DNA binding; DNA-binding transcription factor activity, RNA polymerase II-specific
Source: RefSeq, a predicted model, not a curated record